Molecule: messenger RNA, 537 nt
Organism: Penicillium verhagenii
Lineage: Eukaryota; Fungi; Ascomycota; Eurotiomycetes; Eurotiales; Aspergillaceae
Product: translation machinery-associated protein 16
Exons: 3
Coding region: 1-537 (178 amino acids)
Cellular component (GO): nucleus
Source: RefSeq, a predicted model, not a curated record
AUGCCUCGCACCCUUACAAAAGUACACAAGCAAAUCUCUAAGAAGCGCGGUGUCAUCGACUCGCUUCAUGAAAACAGCCGUGAUGCCAUCCGCUUACGUCGUGCGGGUUCUCGUGAUGAUCGACUGAACCGCCAUACCGGAGCCGUAAUGAAGGCCCGCCAACCUUACAUGGAGCGCAUUGAAUACUUCCACAACGCCGUUCAGGAUAUUGAGGAGCCUUUGACUGACGAAGGAUUGGCCGAUUUGGUUAAGCAGUGCAUUAACCGAGAUGGAGAGGAGCUCGCACAGCUUAAGCAAGAAAGGCGCAAAGGCCGCCCACCAAUCCGCCGCGAGGAGGCUUUGUCACAACGGACAGAAACAGAGGAGAAGGAGUUCAAGACCGGAUUUUGGAUGCCGGAUCUUAGCGACGAGGAUGCUUUCUUGAAGUUGAAGAACUGGAAUGGAGAGUGGACUGCUCUCAGCUCGGCCAAGUUCGUUCGGUUGGUGAUUGGUGGAGAGAAGCAAGCCUCCAGCUUCCCACCCAAGGGCAUGUCAUGA